AUGGGUCGACUUUUACCACUUUUCCUCGGCGUACUCAGCACGCUUCAUGUUCUCGGAGUCUCUGCACAGGCUCCUCCCGCAUGUGUUGAAACUUGCACAAAUAACGUCCGAAACAAACCAUCGGAUUUGAAGUGCCCAGACGCAAACGCUGCACCCUGCUUUUGCGCAAACCCGACCUUUUCUGCUGCCAUUCUCGAGUGCAGCAAGUCGCAAUGCGGAGGAACUCCUGAUAACGUCUACACUUAUCUGUCAACCAAUUUCUGUGUUGGCCAGCCACUUGCCAAACCUGAUGGCACAGCUGCCCCUAGUACCGGAGCUUCGCAGACAUCCAGCCCAACCGCACAAGCCACUACUUCUAGCACAUCGGCCGCGGCAACCACGCCGGCGACUUCAUCGCCUUCUACCACCGGUACUGAAACUACGACGACCUCUGCGAGCACCCAAUCGACCGCCGCUGCUGAAACAACCGGCUCAUCUACGACGUCUUCCUCUCCAUCUUCAACCACUGAUUCAGCUGCGAAUGCUACUUCAUCUGGUGAUGCUGCCGGAGGCUCUACCUCUACUGGUCUGUCCCAAGCGGCGAUUGCUGGAAUUGGUGUCGGCAUAGGUGCCGCCGUUAUUGCCGUUGCCGGCAUUGUUAUUUGCAUGCUACUCAAGGGGCGAAAGCGUAAGCCAAAUCAGACUGGUGACAACAUGGAUAUUUCCAGGCCCCUGCCUGGAUCAGGCAGAAUGUAUCCUGAGCGCUCGCGCGCGUACAGACAUGAACGAGAUCAUUCUCUGGAGAAGUUUGGCAAUGAUCUUGAAAUCACAUCGCACCGAUAUGAAGACAUGGUACCUCGUACCCAGCCUAGAACCUUGGUGUAG
Messenger RNA from Pochonia chlamydosporia 170, 864 nucleotides. Its product is annotated as extracellular membrane protein, CFEM domain-containing protein. Lineage: Eukaryota; Fungi; Ascomycota; Sordariomycetes; Hypocreales; Clavicipitaceae. The transcript is spliced from 3 exons. The record is from RefSeq and is a predicted model, not a curated record. The coding region runs from base 1 to 864 and encodes 287 amino acids.